AAAAAAAAAUUAUUUUAGAUUCCAUCGAUGCACCUCCUCGCACGAACGUUGGAUUUAGGCAAAGAGAUGACAAAGCUCAUCAUAAAGAAUGGUGCAGUCCUUUGGAAGCCAUCGAUGACUUUGAUAUGGUCGAAGGAAUGCCAGUGUCCGACAGGUUGCAUUUAUUGGAUGAGGGAAUAUUCCAAAAAAUACUAGUAGGGUUUUUGAACAACGUUUUCGAACUAUUAGGCCAUAUUUAUCCUCGUCAGAAGGAAGUAGUAUCUGCCUAUAUAAUCAAAAUUAGGCUUCCCUAUGAAAUACCUCGUAGAAUCCGGUCCCUUGAUGAAAUUGCGCAAUGGAAAGCUACUGAAUACCGUAUCUUCUUCCAUUAUUUAAGCGUAGUUAUACUAGACGAUUUUUAUCAAUAUGAAGGUUCAUUUAACCAUUUUUUGAUGUUAUUUUCUGCGAUAACAAUAUUUUCUUCAAGGGCCCAUCAACAAUAUUGGUCUCUGGCAAAAAUAAUGUUGGACGAAUUCUUUAGACACUUUGGGAAAUAUUAUGGACGUUCUAACAUAACCAGCAAUGUUCAUAACCUUCAGCAUGUUGCUCAUGAAGUUGAAAAGCUUGGGCCUCUGGAUUUAUAUUCCGCAUACGAUUAUGAAAAUAAUUUAAGAUUUAUUAAGCAAGACGUAAAAUCAGGCACUAAUAUAGUUGAACAAGUAGCUGGUCGUCUAACCGAACGCAGUCAAGUAGUAAAAGCCAAAAACAUCGCGAAACUUAUAUACCCGAGACUUAGACCAAACGGCCGUUUCUUUAUUACCGAGGAUUUUUCCCUUCACACACAGUUCCAGAACCAAUGGUUUUUAACUGAAGAAAGGAACAUUAUUAAAUUUGUAAAUGCAAAGAAAGAUGCUUGUGAUUCCUUUAUAAUUGUUGGCGAUUUAAUCGAAUCAUGUGAGGAACUCUUUAAUGUAGUGUCUGAUGAGGACAAUGUGAUAACAGAUAUACAUUUAUCAUCGACUGAAAUUUGUAUCUACAAAGUUAAGCUUAAUGUUCCUACAAUAAGGGUAGAGGUCCCCUGUACAUCUGUGCUAUGUAAGCUUGUUCCAAUUUUUAAACCAUCGCGGUCUUUAUUGCAAAUGCCUGUAAGGACAACACCCCAGCCAAAUUCAAUAGCUUUAUUUCCUUUGUUACACACGUUUAGGAACGCAUAAUAUGUAAAAUAGUUUAUUAAAAAUUAUUCAACAAAAAACAAGUCGUUUAUUUAUUUACUAAUCGUGAUUUUAACUUUAAUAAAUGGUAUGAUUUUUAUUAAUUUAAAAUUUCAGUUAAAUAAAUAACUUUGGUUUUUGCGGCACCGCAUCGAACUCAAAAUAGAAAAGAGCUUAUGGGUACCAACUGUAAAAGUAAACGAAUGAACAUGUUUUAAUAGUUCACGUAUAUUUAACUAAACAUUAUUUAUAGAGCCCAGGUCUAUUCCAUCUCUUAUAAAACUAAUAUGUUCCUAACAAAGUAAUAGUCAACAAUACUAAAAUAACUUAACUAGUUCGUUUGUUUUUUGUUUCGCUUGUGCGCUUUAUGCACUACGCUUUUAGUUAUUCCUCUUGUUAAGCUUGCACUUUUUGCAUUACUAAUUUUGUUUUUUAAGAAUUGCUCGACAUCUUUUUCUGUUGUCUGGGCACCUCCUACCCGUUUGAAGACAUUCAGAAUGUUUCGGUAUGCCACUAACGCUACCUUUUCCGAGCCAUUUCGCGAAACACCUCUCCAAUUGCACUGAACCACAAACUGACGACAAAACACAUUGUAAAAUGAUUCGUGAAUCCUUUGAAAUUUAUCUGUUGAUUGCAUUUGUGCUUUUAACCAGUUUUUUAACGCUUCUGCAUUAGAUGUUAAUGAAAGACUGGACUCUAAACUGUCCAGUUGUUGCUUGUUGGUAACGACCGCAGGAUGAAACAUCGGUCGCUGGACAGUGCUUUCUGUUUCCAGGUUAAUUUCGCUGCUUCUUUCGUUAAAUGCAUCCGUAUUUACAAUAUCCUUUAUUGCAACAGAAAUGCCAGCCACAACCGUGGUCAUUCGUGCCGUUUGUACAAGAUUUGCUUGUGUAGCAGAUUUGAUAAGCUGCAACUCCUGCAAAAUGUUUUUUCCAGGAUUGUUCGCCAUUUUGUUCUUGACUGUAACAUUACCAAAAUAUUAAAUGGAAAUAUUUUAACAAUUUGUGGUAACUACUUACUUUUGUGAACUAAAUUAUCGUUUAACUAAGCGUAUUGUAAUCGUAAAAUUUAAGCAGUCCACAAUCUGUUUCGGCGUACAUAAACAAGUGCAUUCACGUUUGAAUCUUCAACAUUGAAUGGAAAAGGUUUUGCAUGAAAAACAGUCAACCUUAUGUCAUAUAGAGGCUAAAAAUAAUUCAAGUGAAUAUUUUCUUAGAGAUUGUUAAAUUAUUUCGCCGUAAAGUUAUAAUUUAGAACAUAUAUUUAUUUCUGAUUUAAUUUUAUUUUAAAAUAAUGACGACAAUGCCCUUUUUCAAAUAGUUUUAAGCUUUAAAAAGAAAUAUAACACACAUACACCAUCAAUAAUAUUGACAUUAUGGCUGCUGUCACAAUCAUUGACCGACCUGUCUCAAAGCAAUGUUAGCGCGCUUGACAGUUCCAUCAUUGUUGUUGUUUGCAGCAGCCAUGGCGAGCAAAGGAAAUCUGUUUGCCGAAAAAGUUGUCUUUACAAGGCAAAAUAGUUAGUUCAUGUAAGUUUAAUUGUAAUAUAAUGUCCCAUUAAGUAUUUUUUAACAGGUGUGUCGCAAAUUCUAAGCGUGAUGUGAAUAACAAGACGGAAAAAGGAUCCUCGAAAUUGCUCAACAUCUAGCAACCAACAGCACCAUGCUUCACUGCAUUACCAAUAAAUGCAUUUAUUCUACGCUGUGCCAUUCAACUAUGGUGUAAAAUAUUUCAUGAACACACGGAGGAAAUCAUCAUACGAAGAAGUGCCGGUACAGAAGGAAAAAGGCCCCCAAAAGAGUGAUAAAUUAGUCGAUGAAGUGAAGAUUAUUAUUAUAAUGCGUUGUAAAUUGCUUAUUGAUACGUUAAAUGUUAAAAUAUAUCCCUUUUUUGAAACGAUGGAGUGUUUCAUUUUGCAUUUGGGGCUAGGAGCGGGUGGUCCGGGGUAGGAAACGAACUAAAAAGCGGGGAAAGGGGGGCUGGGCACUCAU
This is a messenger RNA of Anopheles gambiae (African malaria mosquito), 3181 nucleotides long. RefSeq lists its product as uncharacterized. The record is from RefSeq and is a predicted model, not a curated record. The transcript has 2 exons. Bases 126 to 1193 code for a protein of 355 amino acids. Lineage: Eukaryota; Metazoa; Arthropoda; Insecta; Diptera; Culicidae.